This is a messenger RNA of Asterias rubens (European starfish), 1219 nucleotides long. RefSeq lists its product as uncharacterized. The transcript has 2 exons. The record is from RefSeq and is a predicted model, not a curated record. The coding region runs from base 53 to 391 and encodes 112 amino acids. Lineage: Eukaryota; Metazoa; Echinodermata; Asteroidea; Forcipulatida; Asteriidae.
ACAAGCAACAUGUGACAGUAAACUGAAGAUGUAGAGGCAUCACAGAAAGACAAUGAACUCCUUGGCACUAUUGGACCCAGACAGAUUCCUAACAUCUACUGCUGUAGAUUCUAAUGAUGGCCAAGAUGAACUGCUCAUAACACAAACUCAGGAGUGUGAAGUUUCCAACACAACCUUAACUGGAGCUCUUCGAUGUCUGUUCACCCAGCGCCUUGCCAUGAACUACUGCGUGUUGUUUCAACUCAGGGAAUUAUGUGACUACAGGGCGACUACAUGUAACUGGAUCGCUUUGAUGUCUGUUCACCUCUCGUUGAUAACACUCACCAUGAACUACUGUUUGGUUUUACCAACCCAGGGAAGUAGGCAUCUACAAGAUGUCAAUGAGGCAUGAUAGAUGCAAUGCUACAGAGAUGUCAUUUCUACAGGACUAUGAAUACAUAGAUACAAGACUUUAAGACACAAUGCUGUUCAAGACAAACUGUCGAUGGACUUUAGACCUGCAUUUAAAACCUUCCUUGCUGGAACAUUUCUUGACACUGCAGACAAACACUAAACUAAGGAUCUUGACCAUCAGACUGAGAUGGCAAUUGACAGAGGAGGUGAUUUCUACAAAGACUCUUGGAAACCCAACCAGUGUUCAUCAUUUUCAUCAAACAAUGUUUAAAGCAUGGAACGUUUCUUUGUUGAUACUAACAAUCUGUGAAUGACUUCUUGGCUUCUUUAGGCCAAGUAUUAUAUGUCAUCAAUUAAUGGAACACUUAAGUGACACCAUGAUGACAUGAUAUGAGACUUUGCUCUUUGUGUGGAGAUGCAGCACAUUUAAAGAUAACUCUUUCACCCCAGAGUGACAUGAGGUCACCUGGGGUCAUAGUGAGGCAGAAUAUGGACAUUCAUCUGGAAGAAUUGAACAGGAUAAUUUUGAAUUAUUUACUUUGUAUGAAUACUAUUAGCCCCUCACAAAAAAAGUAAAAGGUUAAAUUGUUGAAGAUGCAAUGUAGGACAAAUUAUCCUAUCUGAUGAAUAUCAAAUCCAAUGAUAAUAAGUUGUAAGGACAAGUUUGGAUGUUUUACUGCAAUCUUCUAAAACGUAAAACCAACAAAUGUAGAAAUUCAACCAUGAAGUACACAAAACUAGCAUUACAUGUGCUCAAACAAUGGGAGACUUUCUGGGACGAUAGAGGGCAGCAGACUUACCGGGUAAAUCCAUUGUUCUCAGAAUU